AUGUACAAUACAAGAACGGGCAAUUUUGACGCUGUCGAGAAAGCCAAACCAAAGGCAAUUGUCUCUCAUCAUGAACACGCCGAACCGCCCAUCGACUAUACAUCUGAGGAUCGCGAUGCCCGUCUCGCCGCAAGAACGACUCUGCAAAAUGCCCUUCACGGGAUACCUAAAGCACAACUGCUCAGGGAAGCCGAUGACUUCUGCGAUUCUCAGGGGUUAGAGGAUUUCAAGGUAGUCUUCCGGAAAGGAGCUUUACUGGCUCAAAGACCUAAAAAUUGGAAUGACAUCGAAGAACUCGAUGCCGAGGAAAAAGCAGCAAUUCAGUAUGAGCACGACCACAAAUGGCGAAUGUCGAAAGAUCUGCUUUGGGUUGUCGGUGCUUGUGCCAUGGGUGCAGCAGUCCAAGGCUGGGAUCAGACUGGAAGCAAUGGGGCGAAUCUUGGUUUCCCCCAAGAAUUCGGGAUCGCCAAAGGUCUUGAUGAGCCUGGAGGCGCACACGAUCAGUGGAUUCUCGGCCUCGUCAAUGCCAUCCCCUAUCUGUCAGCACCAUUGAUCGGUUGCACACUCUCUGAUCCUAUCAAUAAUUGGUUGGGUCGUCGAGGUGCUAUCUUCAUCGCUUCAAUCAUACUUAUCGCUACUCCCAUUGCUAUGGCUUUCACUCAUACUUGGCAAGAAUUGUUGAUCACGCGUGUCUUUUUCGGUAUCGGUAUCGGUCUGAAGGGAUCCACAAUCCCCAUCUUUUCGGCCGAGGUCGCACCAACAGUUAUUAGAGGUGCUUUGAUUAUGGGGUGGCAAUUAUGGACGACCGUCGGUAUCUUCAUCGGUUUCGCAGCCAACGCGAUUGUGCGAAAUUGCGGAGAUAUCACUUGGCGUCUCCAAAUUGGUAGUUCUUUCAUUCCGGCUGUACCUCUCGCUUUGAUGGUCUGGUUCUGUCCGGAAAGUCCUCGAUGGUACAUGCGAAAAGGUAGAAUGUUCAAGGCAUAUAAGUCUAUGCGAAAGUUGCGAAGACACGAUGUUCAAGCUGCACGAGAUCUCUUCUAUGCCUGGGUUCAGUGGGAAGCUGAGAAAAAGGUCAUUGGUGAUCGGUCCCUCCUCGGACGAUUCUCUGAUCUCUUCACCGUGCCCCGUAUUCGAAGAGCAACUCUUGCAGCGUCAGUCCUCCAUGCUGGUCAAGAUCUUUGUGGUAUCAACACUAUCGCCUUUUACAGCUCCACCAUCUUCGUGAACGGCGGUGCAUCAACUGUGGAUGCACUUUAUGCCUCUCUCGGAUUUGGAGCUUUGAACUUUGUCUUUACAUGGCCCGCUGUUUUUACCAUCGAUACAUUUGGCCGAAGAUCUUUGAAUCUUAUGUUCUUCCCUCUUAUGGCGGUCUCUCUUCUGGCAGCAGGCAUGGCAUUCUAUAUUGAAGAUCAGAAGAUUCGAACCGGAAUCGUUGCCAUGUUUAUCUACAUCUACACGAUCUUUUAUUCGAUUGGUGAAGGUCCAAUCAUCUUCACAUACUCAGCUGAAGUCUUUCCUCUUGCUCAUCGAGAAUUGGGUCAAGCAUUCCCUGUGUCUAUCAACUAUUUCAUCAAUUUCUUGCUGAGUUUGUGGUUCCCAUUCCAACUCAAACAGUUCGGAGGUCCCGGAACUUUUGGUUUCUACACCGGAACCAACAUAUUGGCGUUUUGUCUAGCUUUCCUGUUCAUGAGAGAGUCGAAGCAGCUCACCCUGGAAGAGCUUGAUCAAGUCUUCUCGGUUCCCACAAGCGUGUAUAUCAGUUACCAGUUCAAGAAGUGGAUUCCUUGGGCUUUCAAACGAUACGUGUUGUUCAAUAGGCGAGCCGAGCUAGAACCUUUAUUCUAUGAAGACAAAGAUAUUAAGGCUUAG
Messenger RNA from Kwoniella shivajii, 1869 nucleotides. RefSeq lists its product as uncharacterized. NCBI's taxonomy places the organism in Eukaryota, Fungi, Basidiomycota, Tremellomycetes, Tremellales, Cryptococcaceae. Gene Ontology annotation, molecular function: transmembrane transporter activity. The transcript has 15 exons. Bases 1 to 1869 code for a protein of 622 amino acids. Gene Ontology annotation, cellular component: membrane. Gene Ontology annotation, biological process: transmembrane transport. The record is from RefSeq and is a predicted model, not a curated record.